Messenger RNA from Blastocystis hominis, 1275 nucleotides. RefSeq lists its product as hypothetical. NCBI's taxonomy places the organism in Eukaryota, Bigyra, Opalinata, Blastocystidae. Gene Ontology annotation, molecular function: cysteine-type endopeptidase activity. The coding region runs from base 1 to 1275 and encodes 424 amino acids. The transcript has a single exon. The record is from RefSeq and is a predicted model, not a curated record. Gene Ontology annotation, biological process: vacuolar protein processing.
AUGAAAUCUUCUCUUCUUAUUCUUGCUCUCUUGAGUAUUGCCCUUGCCGAUAAGUGGGCUCUUUUCGUUUCUGGUAACAACGGUUACUACAACUACUGCAUUACCUCCACCAUUUGCAGAGGUUACACCAUCCUUCACGACGCUGGUGUUGCUGAGGAUCACAUGGUGUACCUGGGCUUCAAUGAUGUGUUUGACGACAAGAGGAAUCCUUUCGCUGGAAAGAUUUUCACUGAUCAGGAUCCCGAGGGACCUGGUAUUGAUUACGCUGCUGGUUGCCGCCCCCACAUUGAUUACCCCGAUAAGAUGGUGAGCGCUGAGCUGUUCAUGGCUACUCUGAGCGGAGACAAGGAGGAGGUUACGAAGCUGACCGGAGUUGAGAAUCCUAAGGUGAUUGAGUCUGGUCCCGAGGAUACCAUCUUCGUGUACUACAUGGAUCACGGUGCCAUUGGUUUCUGCGAGGUCGGAAAGUCGGAGCUGUAUGAGGACGUUCUGAUGAAGACCAUCGACAAGAUGUUCGAGAACCAUCAGUACAAGCAGCUGGUGUUCUACUUCGAGGCUUGCCACUCUGGUUCGAUGUUCCGCAAGCUGGAGAAGGGCAAGAACGUGUACGCCAUGACUGGUUCUGAUACCGAGCACUCUGCUUGGAUGAACAACUGCCCUCCCAACGAUGUUGUGAACGGAAAGCACAUGGGAACUUGCUUGGGAGCCUGGUUCGAUAACUUCUGGAUGCAGGAGGUCACUGACAACGGUGCUGAGCUGACCAACAACGAGAUGUUCAAGAUUGUCCACGAGAAGACUGCCGCCGAGACCGACCAGAACGUGUCUCAGUUCGGAGACAUCGACACCAUCGGAGAGACGCCCGUCAAGGAGUACAUUGGUGACUACGUCCCCAAGAAGAAGGUGGUCAUGGAGCCCAAGUCGAUGGUCAAGUACGAGGAUGUGCCCAAGCACCUUGCUAUGUGGAACGCCAUUCGUGCUGAGCCCAACACUCGCAGCGAUGCCAUGGCUGAGCUGGAGAACGUUGUGAGAACCGAGGCUCGCAAGGACAUCAUGGUGAUGCGCGCUGCUCGUGAGUACUUCAAGGACGACAAGCUCGCUGACGCUGCCACCAAGACCCGCCCUGCUUCCUACAGCCAGGAAUGCGUGAGAGACAUCACCACCUCCCUGAUGGCCGUGUGCGGUUACUCGCUGCCUCUGCGCGACACGCAUGUGACUGUGAUGGAGAACAUUUGCGCCAAGGGUUACGUCCAGCUGGACUACACCAACAUCUGCUAA